Messenger RNA from Nerophis lumbriciformis (worm pipefish), 3483 nucleotides. The record is from RefSeq and is a predicted model, not a curated record. Lineage: Eukaryota; Metazoa; Chordata; Actinopteri; Syngnathiformes; Syngnathidae.
AUGCCACUGAAGCUGCUCCUGUUCUUCGUGGGAAUCAGCCAAGCUACAGUUUUUUCAAGUCAAGGACUAUGGAAAAGUGAAGAUUUCAGCACAUCUUUCACCCGCUCACAUGACAACUACGAAUGGACCACAUGGUUCAAUGUGGACCACCCAGGAGGCCGCGGAGACUACGAGCAGCUGGACGCCAUUCGCUAUUACUAUCGGGCUCGAGUGUGUGAGACCCCUCGGGCACUGGAGGCCAGAACCACUGAUUGGGUCCCAGCCCGAGAAACUGGAGAAAAAGUGCAUGCAGACCUGACUGUGGGUUUCUGGUGCCUCAAUGAGGAGCAAGGUUCAGGACGAAACUGCUCCAACUAUGCAGUUCGAUUCCUUUGUCCCAAAGGUAACAGUCUAGUAUUUCAGAGUAUUUGGAGUCAGUGGUCAGACUGGGGCCCAUGUUCUGCCCUGUGUGGUCAAGUUGGGGUUCAAAUUCGCUCCAGAAGCUGCAGUUCUCACUCAAUGCUUUGCAAUGGACCAAGGGAAGAAAAGAAAGAAUGUCAUGGGCCUGAGUGUCUGACAGAGUGCUCCCUACAUUGUGUGAUGGGGAGGGUAAAUGCUGAGUGUGAUAGAUGCAUGUGUGAAGAACACAUCCUGCUGGGCUCCGUCCGUGGUUCUGGGGGCCUCAUUGGUGAAGGGGCUGCAAUACUUGUCUCCCAAAAACUCCUAACGCUCACAGACCACAACGGACACUUCCGGAUCCCCGGGCUCUGCCCUGAUGGCAACACCACAGUGACAAUCAGACUUCAAGGCCACGCAAGCCUUAGUGUUAUCGUACCCAAGAGCUCUGAGCGUACCACAGUACUCAGCGUACAGCUUAAAAGAUCAGAGAAGCUUCAUGUGUUGAGCAAUCCUGAGAGCAAAGCAAGGAGGGAGGGACAAACUGUUGCAUUCUGCUGCAAUGUGGAUGGAAAACCAGAGCCAGACAAGUAUCAAUGGUUCCACAACAACAGCCUCCUAGAAAGGAAAUUUGAGAGCACCUUGGUUAUUAAAGAUCUGCAACCUGAACAAGCUGGAGAGUACUACUGCAGGGCAAGUGGCCAAUCUGGGGCUAUUAAGACCAAAUCAGCCACACUCAAAAUCAUUGGCAAAAAUAGCCCUUCAUGCAACCCCACGCCUGAAUCUCAUCUCAUACGUCUUCCACAUGACUGCCACCAAAACAGCACAGACUCCUUUUACUACGAUGUGGGCAAAUGCCCCUCCAGCACAUGCGUUGGACAAUUGGACAAUGGUAUUAGAUGCAAAGACAAAGUGUCUUACUGCUGUGGUGUGGCAAAAAUGGAGGAAAGGCACUUGACAUGCCAGGGCUACCAGCUACCCGUAAUGGUGGUCAGUGAAUGCGGCUGUCAGAAAUGUGUCAACACCAAGUCAAUUGUCCAUGGUAGAGCCGUGGCUGCAGACAAUGGUGAGCCAAUGAGGUUUGGCCACAUCUUUAUGAAUGGUGUAAGGAUUAGUCGUACAGGCUACAAAGGUACCUUCACCAUCCAUGUUCCUCCUGAAACAGAGAGGUUAGUCCUGACUUUAGUGGACAACAUGGGUAAAUUCAUUAACACAACAAAGGUGCUUCCAUUCAAUGCCAAAGGAGGUGCUGUUUACCAUGAAAUUAAACUUCUAAGAAAGAAAGAACCCAUCACUAUUAGUUCUUCAGAAAACAACAUUCUUGACCUUGGGGAAGUAGAAGGCCAGGAGCCAAUGGCUCACAUUCAGAUUCCCCCCAAUUCCUUCUAUAAGGAGAACGGAGAAGUGUUUGUGGGUGACGUCAAUGCUAGUGUAACAUUUCUUGAUCCCAGAGACGUUUCUACAGCAGCUGCGGCCCAGAGUGAUCUCAACUUUGUCGGGAAUGAAGGCGAUACCUUGCCACUAAGAACUUAUGGGAUGUUUUCAGUGGACUUCAGAGGUGGAGAAACCAAUGAGCCCUUGAAUGCAGGUGAAGUGAAGGUGUUCCUGGAUUCUGCUCAGGUGACGAUGCCUGAACACCUUGGUAUCAUGAAACUGUGGUCACUCAACCCUGAUACAGGCCUGUGGGAGGAAGAGGGAAGUCUGAUGGUAGAAAAGAAAUCAAGAGGGAAAAGGGAGGAAAGAACCUUUCUUGUUGGUAACAUGGAGAUCAGAGAACGGCGACUUUUCAACCUAGAUGUCCCAGAGAACCGCAGAUGUUAUGUGAAAGUGAGGGCCUUCCGCAGUGAACGUUUCAUGCCAAGUGAACAGGUUGAGGGAGUUGUAGUGAGUCUCAUAAACAUGGAGCCCACAGCUGGCUACUCCACUAACCCUCGGGCCUGGGGACGUUUCGAUAGUGUCAUCACAGGCCCUAAUGGCGCUUGUCUUCCUGCUUUCUGCGAUGAGCAAAAGGCAGAUGCCUACUCUGCCUAUGUCCUGGCCAACCUUGGAGGUGAGGAACUAGAGGCCGUCCCAUCUGCCCCAAAACUCAUUCCAAAUGCUAUUGGGGUGCCUCAGCCAUAUCUGGGCAGGCUAAACUACAGGCGCACGGACCAUGAAAACCCCAGACUCAAGAAGACAGCAUUCAGCAUCAAUGUGGCAAAACCGAGUCCAAACACAGCUGAAGAGGCAAACGGACCGGUGUAUGCAUUUGAAAAAUUGAAGGAAUGUGAGGAGGCACCCUUCAGUGCUGCACAUUUCCGGUUCUCACGAGUGGAAGGAGAUCGUUAUGACUACAACACGGUGCCAUUCAAUGAGGACGACCCUAUGAGCUGGACAGAGGACUAUCUCAGUUGGUGGCCUAAACCAAUGGAAUACCGUGCUUGCUUCAUCAAAGUAAAAAUCAACAGCCCACAUGAAAUUAAUGUGCGGUCCCAUAACAUGGGGGGCACCCACCCAAAGACAGUAGGCCAGCUGUAUGGUCUCCGAGACAUCCGUAGUAUCCGGGACAUGGACCAGACGGCAGUGUCGGCCGUGUGCCUGGAGUUCAAGUGCAGCGGCAUGUUGUAUGAUCAGGAACGCGUCGAUCGCACAUUGGUGAAGGUAAUCCCGCAGGGUAGCUGCAAAAGGGAUCAUGUCAACCCACUGCUCCAGGAGUAUCUGGUUAACCAUCUGCCAUUAGCAGUAAACAAUGACACAAAUGAGUUCAGGAUGCUUGCACCUCUUGAUCCUCUCGGGCAUAACUAUGGCAUAUAUACAGUAACUGAUCAGGAUCCACGCACAGCCAAAGAAAUUGCUCUCGGCCGCUGCUUUGAUGGCACCUCUGACGGCACUUCUCGUGUCAUGAAAAGCAACGAGGGUGUCGCGCUGACAUUCACUUGUGGCGAUCGCGAAGUUACCCGUCAAAGUGUCUUUCAGGCCCUGAAAAACUCACAAGGUCAGACAGUCACGAGUGUUGGGAGAAGCGAAGGCAGACAAAACCGGCGUCGGCAAAGGGCCAACGCCUCCCGCAACAGUCAAAGACGCAGUACCAGAGAUCCCAAAGGAAGAAGCAUGAAGGCCAGAAGCUAA